Messenger RNA from Nymphaea colorata (pocket water lily), 1107 nucleotides. RefSeq names its product NAC domain-containing protein 2. The record is from RefSeq and is a predicted model, not a curated record. Gene Ontology annotation, molecular function: DNA binding. The transcript has 3 exons. The coding region runs from base 183 to 1031 and encodes 282 amino acids. Gene Ontology annotation, biological process: regulation of DNA-templated transcription. Lineage: Eukaryota; Viridiplantae; Streptophyta; Magnoliopsida; Nymphaeales; Nymphaeaceae.
UGUGGACCAAGAAUGCGUUACUCCUCUGCCUAUUAAAGGGCUUAAAGUUUGAGUGCAAACAUUUCAAAAACCAUCAUCACCUCCUCCUGAUCUCUCUCUAUCUCUCUCCCAACCCCAGCUGGCCACUUGUUCAUUAACUUUUAGCAGCUUUCAUAUGCUCCAUCGUGUACUACAGAUUAACCAUGGAAGGCAAAUCUAGCUUAGAGUCUACCCUUCCUCCAGGUUUUAGGUUCCACCCCACCGACGAAGAGCUCAUCCUAUGCUACCUAAGAAAUCGGGUGAUUUCCAACCCCUACCCUGUCUCCAUAAUCUCCGACGUCGAUAUUUAUAAGUUCAAUCCAUGGGAUCUGCCUGAGAAGGCAGAGUAUGGGGAGAGGGAGUGGUACUUCUUCAGCCCUCGGGACCGAAAGUACCCCAACGGGGCAAGGCCUAACCGGGCGGCAGCCUCCGGUUACUGGAAGGCAACAGGGACGGACAAGCCUAUCUACAGCGGGCCACACUUCGUGGGGGUCAAGAAGGCUCUCGUCUUCUACAAGGGCCGCCCUCCCAAGGGUGUGAAGACAGACUGGAUCAUGCACGAGUACAGGCUCGCCGAUCACCAUAACCACAGCGCUGCCGCCAGGCCCAAGCAUCACGGCUCGUCCAUGAGGCUGGACGAUUGGGUACUGUGCAGGAUAUACAGAAAGAAAAGUUUCGAAGCAGCAGCAGAAGUGAAGCAUGGUACUGGCCACGAGGAUGGCGCUGGCGCCAUCUCCUUCCAACCUGUGGCCGGUGACAGCAGGAACGAAGAACAGCAGGCACUGAAAUUUCCGAGACCACCUUCCUUCGUCAACCUAAUAGGCGGUGCCGACUGCAUGGGGAUGCCAGACCACCUUAUGCCUGCAAACCACUUCGGUUACGGCGAUUUCUCUUUUCCAAUCUCAUGCGAAGACGAAAGCAUCAUCACCAGCGGUUCAAGUAGCCAUCACCAACUCAUGAUGAGCGGUACCGCUGCUUACCAUACAUGCCCUGCAUUUAGCAGAACCCUGUGAAGAAAUAGGACUAAUUAAAAAAAUUUGUUGUCAGAAGUGCUUGACUUUGUGAAUAAUCUUAUCUCUUUGGGUGCAA